CUGCGAGGCCGCUUAGCCGGCGGUGGGAUAUCCCCCAAAACCGGGCCGUCGCUGGCUGGGCGGGACGUCAUGGUGUUGCCGUGAAGAUUGCUUGGGCCGGCAGCAUCAGCGACAGAGAUGUGGCUGUGGGCUGUUGUUUUUUCACGUGGGUUGGUGGCACGAACUCGGGCGGGUGUCGUUACUGGACGGGGCCCUUCGUUGUGCCUGAUUUGUCGGUCUUCAAUUGCUAUUUUCCCCGAGUUACGCGGAAGCUUGAGACGCGUGGACUUCGGCUUGGUAGAAAGUGAGCAGAGGUUGAGUGAGCGAGCGACGGGAGUGAAUGAGAACGCGGGAUAUUGACCAUCCAACCGAUAACUUUUUUGAUAAAAAAAGAAGCGCAGGAUGGUUAGAAGCAAAGUCGGAGGUAAACGAGGUUUGUUAGGUUGGACAGGAACGAGGCUCGGGAAGCAUUACGGCUGCCUCGUUGAAGAUGUCGAAGUCUGGGUUGCACUUUCCCGCCGGAGAUAGCUUCUGCACAGGAAGAACGACUCGGGAUACCUAGGUACCUUUUUAUCCUGUGCUAUAGCCAAGGGCUGCACGGGCG
Messenger RNA from Phialemonium atrogriseum, 583 nucleotides. RefSeq lists its product as uncharacterized. The coding region runs from base 118 to 339 and encodes 73 amino acids. Lineage: Eukaryota; Fungi; Ascomycota; Sordariomycetes; Cephalothecales; Cephalothecaceae. The record is from RefSeq and is a predicted model, not a curated record. The transcript has a single exon.